UGAACCUGGCAAUGCUUAUGGUGCACCAUCUUUCGCUGUAUUAAUCCUUAGGAUAUUAUAAAAAAAUUCGUCGUAAGAUGUUUUAGCAACCAGCCAUUUAUUUUCGUAAAAUGUGGCCUUUUUAUGAAUGGUUUACAGUGCUCGCUAGCAUCGUACGCGCACCAUUUUGAUAUCACAACAUUGUGGGCUUCCCGUGCAACUAAACGUGUAAUCAGAGCAGGUGUGUGCGUUCACAUCGGCUGAUGGGGUGGACAGGAUCACUAUGUCUCACAGACUGACCAAGAAGGAGCUAGAUGAACAGUUUGAGCUGUUCUUGAAGGAGUCUAUUUCAGAUGACUCACUGGAUUUGGGCGCCUCUGACAAGCAGCCUGGUGGCAGCCCGAAAUCAGCCCAAAAGCCAACAGUGUCGUGGUGGCAAGAUGAUGAACCCAGCGGUGGAGGAGCAGGGAGAGGGCUUCUGGCAUCUGGGAAGACAUUCAAGAAGUCUUUGAGGAAGUCUCAGUCCAUUCGGGAGGAGGAUGAGGAUUCAGGAGACACUGGUUUCGAGAAAGACGGUCUGGACGCAGCUGUUCUCAGUAGAGACCGCAUUGAACAGGACUCAACAAUGGCACCAGCUGAGAACCUGACCAGUAUUGGCUUGGACACCAUAGAGGAAGAAGAGGAGAAAGCCAGGUUCUUUGCCCAACUCGAGGCUGGGGCUUUAUCAACCAUAGAUUACGCCAAGCUGAACAGAGAGCUGGACUCUACAAGUUCUACCAUCGGCACAAACCUCAGGAAAGCUGAGGAGGCAGUGCAGCAGAGUGAUGAUCAAAGGAUGGCCAGAGUCGCAGAGACUGUCCGAGAGUCUCCAACCUUUACAGAGUCUCCACAUUACAGUGAGGAUUUUGAAGAAGAAGAAAAUGGUAAAGAGCCACUGGAAGAGAAGUCCAAAAUGUCUCCAAUUCUUGCCAAAGUUUCUCUCCAUGAUUCUCUGGAUGACACCGGAGGGGAAGACAGAAGAAAGGACACAGCAGGGUCUCUGGACAAAGGCCAAUCAUAUGUGCAGAGUGGCGGCUCAGAGAUGGAGGCUCUCCAUGAGGCCUACAGACAGAUCCAUGUUGUGGAAGAGUCAGAUGACCGUAAUAACCGUUCUUCAUCUGUGGAAGGGAGGGGGAGGGUCAACAGAGCUGUGUCUCCAUCCUCUCCUCAACAUGCCAGACAGUCUCUUCAGCCUGCUUCUACCAAUGAGUCAGAGCUACCCACUGCUGAAGAGUUGAUGAAACCCAUCAGGCCAGAGACGGACCACAUCAGAGGCUUCAGCCUCCAGCCUGUCAGUGCUGCUGGACUUAACCAAGAAAAAUCAUCCCGCUUUAUGCAAUCGACUUUCCCAGAUGUGACUCCUCCAGAGUCUCCACUGCAGCAACCAGAAAAGGCUGAACCCACUGCAGGGACAAAGAAAGCCAGGGGAUUGUCCAAUCACCCGUCCAGCUCCUCAGACGCCCUCAACCUGACAUGGAGCAUCAGACAGGAAGUAGAGAGGCUGAUGCAGGAUCAAAACAAACAUUCUUCUUACACAUCCUCUCAGGCUGGCAAAGUAAAGAAACAUCAGGCCUCCCGUGGCUCCACGAUUUCUCAUUCCUCAACAUCUUCAGUGAGGAAACCCACUGCAGCUCCUGUGAGAGGCAGGAGAACAAUGGGGGGGGCAGCAGGGACCUCCAGGUCGUCAGGGCUCAGCAGAGCUGCUGCUCCGGCCAAAACCCAGCCUUCUGUCCCCCGUCCACUGCAGCAGCCACGAGAAAGAGCCAAGUUCACGGAGAGCCAAGAAAAAGACGACUACACAGCAGAGGCAGGUCUGAGGGUGAGCAGUGAGCUGGUGGCAUCUGUUCAGUCUUUAGUGGCUGUCCUCCAACAGCAGAUCGGCACCAACAGUCACCAGGAGGCUACAGACGCACAGGAAGUCAGAGCAUCUCAAGAAACCAGACUGACACAUCAUCUUCCAAAUAACAAGAGGGAGGAGGACAGCGCUGUGGUUGAGGAGCUGAGAGUCCAGCUUGCUCAGAGAGAGCGGGAGCUGCAGAGGAUGAAGGAAGGCGCUGAGGAACUCAACUCACUCCGACAGCAGAACUACCUGCUGCAAAGCAAGCUGCGAAGUGCAGAGGAAGCCAGUCAGAAGACGAGACGAGUCGAGGCCUCUGACUCUGCUACAGAGGAAAAGCUCCAGCAGAUGGACAAAGACAUAAAAGAGCAGGAGAUGCUCAUAAAGGGUUACCAGCAGGAGAAUGAGAAGCUGUAUUUGCAGAUGAAGGCUCAGCAGGCAAAGAGUAAAGCCAACGAGGAGGCCAUGUUUAAUGAAAACCAGAGGCUGCUGAACGAGCUGACUUUCACAAGGGAGCAGCUGAAUAAAACUUCAAGGCCUGUGGGAAAUGUCUGCUUAAUGGAUCACACUCAACGCAUUACAGACUUGUUAGCGCAGAUAAAUAUAUUUCAGAGGAACGAGGCCCAGCUGACUGAGGACGUUCACAGACUGAAGCAGGAGAAGCAGGCUCUGGACGUGGACCUGCAGCUGAUGAGAAAAGAGAGGGACCUAGCUAAAGCUCAGGCCCUGUCUGCCUCAGGUGAUAAGACAUUUGAGCAGCGUGUAUUGGAGGACAGGCACAGAGAGGAAGUGGCUGCCCUGAAGAAGAAGCUGCAGUGGUUCGCUGAGAACCAGGAGCUGCUGGACAGAGACGCUGGCAGACUGAAGGCUGCUACAGCUGAGAUACAGCAACUCAAAGAGCAGGUCGAAAAACUGAAAAGCGAUGUGGGCAGAAGAAGCAGUGAGCAGCAGAGAAAGGCCAGAGAGAAAACAGCCGACUACAAGAGGAUGCAGGACCUGGAGCGACAGGUCAAGGAGCUGGAGCAGAUACUCAGACGUAAAAACCCAAACUCCCUGCCUGCUCUGAUCUACGCUGCAGCCACAGCUGGCAGCCCAGAGGAUGCGUCUGCCAAGACGUCCCCGCCCAGCAGGAUCAACACACUGCUGGAGCGCAGGAUUCAGCGUCUGGAGGCCGAGCUGGAGGGUCACGAUGAGGAGGCCAAACGCAGCCUGCGGGCCAUGGAGCAACAGUUCCAUAGGAUCAAGCUCCGCUAUGAGCAGCAGAUCUCAGAGCUGGAGCAGCAGCUGGAGACAGCAAACUCUGCAGCAGGGACAGAGCCAUGGAUGCCACAGGUUCGAUCUCUGGAGGAGGAGCUUCAGCGUGUGAAGGAAACCCAUCAGGAGAAAGAAAAGUCUCUCCAGGACCAGAUUGAGUCUCUGCAGCAGCAGCUCAAACACAAGGCUCAGCCGAGUCCAGGCCGGCACCAGCGUCAAGCCGAGGCAGCGUUUGGUGCCCGGUUAGAGCGGUUGAACCAAGACCUCAACUCCAAGACACGGACCAUCCAGGAGCUGUCCCGCACUGUGGAGAGACUGCAGAAGGAGAGGAGGAACAUGUUGUCUGUCCCCAACCCACGACCAGAAACCCCCACUACUGAGAACAAACGACAGCCAGGCCCCACAAAGACACUCUGCUCUGCUCCUGCAAUAGAGACAUGUGCAGGAGAGGAAACUUUCCCAGCUGCUCACUAUGAGAAGACUUACCAGCCCACUGUCUUUACAGGCAGUCAUAUCUCCGAGGUUGUGCAGGAGAACGAGGCUCUGAAGGAGCGCCUGGAGCUGCUGGAGCUGCACAGUGAGCAGGAGCGACAUGCAUUAAGAGCUGAUGCUCAACAAGCCAGGGAGGAGCUGUGCAGGCUGAAGGAGCACUCUGCAGAGCAGCUGUCCUCCAUGAAAGCAGAGAACCUCAGGGUGUUAGACCAGCUGCGGGCCACCCAUGCCCUGGAACACUCAUCCUCAAAGGUUGCUGAACUGUCCAAUAAGCUCAACACUCAGGAGAUCAUGGUGAAACAUUUGCAAGACCAGCUCAAAGAGCUGCAGGGUACUAAAGCGGCACUGCAAAUAUCCAGGACCAGAGAGGACGCUCUGCAGACGCAGCUGACGCGACUGCUGAAGGAGCUGAAGGAAGCUAAAGACACACAGAGCCCAGAGGUGAAACUCCUGUGUGGCCUGGAGAAGAAGAUCUUCAGCAUGGAGCUCAGACACCAACACAGAGAGAAAGAGCUGCAGCAGGUGAUUUGUGGAUCGCAGCAGGCCCUGAAGGUUGAUCAGCAGUCAGAGGCAGAAAUGUGGAAACGUCUGGCUCAGGACAAGAGCAGAGAGUUGGAGGCUUUCCGUCUGGAGCUGGACUCCAUCCUAGACAUCCUGAGACAUCUGCAAAGACAGGGAGUGGUCCUCCCUGCUCCUGACCCCUCAAUCUCAGCUCCUCUCACCCAGAGGACUUAAAGCACUCACAGGGUUUGACUGAUGACUGUAAUUGAAGGUAAUGCAGAUAAUUGUGUGUUUAUGCCAAAGAAAGACAACAGCAGCAACAAUCAGAGUGUCAGCAUCAGAAUGAGUUCAUCAGUGUCUCACAUAUCAGAAGGCGGGUUUCCAUUACAGAUUUACACAGAACUUAAGCAGUAUUUUUGAAAUGUCGAUAAAACACAAUUGUGAGAUGACUGUGUUUCCACUGAGUGAUGUCAUGUGACUUUUCCUCUGUGUAUUUUCUGAAUUAACUAAUUGAAUUGUGUUUCCAUUAGACUUAUUUAUCUAUUUAUCUAUCUGCAAUUUCAGUUUGCCCAAUUUAAGUCAAUGGAAACCCACCUUGAGAUUAUGCUUCCUGUUCUACAUCAGCAGCUGCUGCUGCAAUAUCAGUAAUACACAUACAAACAGAAAUGACCAUUCGCAGAGACAUAAACAUUUAAAGACAAAACACACAGAAUGUCUUUCUACACACACUCUACCUGUUUCAUAUAGUGUCUAUAUAUUUUGUAGCUAGUUUCUAUUUUUUAAUUUAAAUUGUUCUAACUUAUAGUAGUGAAAAUAAAAACAUA
Molecule: messenger RNA, 4926 nt
Organism: Plectropomus leopardus (leopard coralgrouper)
Lineage: Eukaryota; Metazoa; Chordata; Actinopteri; Perciformes; Serranidae
Source: RefSeq, a predicted model, not a curated record